This is a messenger RNA of Nymphaea colorata (pocket water lily), 1036 nucleotides long. Its product is annotated as axial regulator YABBY 5-like. The transcript has 6 exons. Gene Ontology annotation, cellular component: nucleus. Lineage: Eukaryota; Viridiplantae; Streptophyta; Magnoliopsida; Nymphaeales; Nymphaeaceae. Bases 208 to 753 code for a protein of 181 amino acids. Gene Ontology annotation, biological process: multicellular organism development; cell fate commitment. The record is from RefSeq and is a predicted model, not a curated record.
CCCCUGGCCUCCUCGCCGUUACUUACUUCCGCUUCCUCAAUUUUAGCCGUCCGAUUCCUCAACUCACCAUGUAUCCCAUUUUAACCUUCAAUACUCCAGACACAUCCUGAAUCCUGAUCCUCCUCCUUUUUUUUUUUUUUUCUAUUUCUCUCUCUCUCCCCCCCCCUCCCCCGACGAAUUAUUUCCCAGUCUCGGAGCAAUCGGGAGAUGUCGACCGAAGUUGGAAAUGAGCACGUCUACUACCUUCCUUGCAGCUUCUGCAACACCAUCCUCGCGGUAAGCGUACCAUGCAGCAACCUUUUCAACAUAUUGACCAUAAGAUGCGGCCAUUGCUCAAAUCUUCAGUCUACGAAUAUGGGAGCGUUGCUACCGACACCCAUUCCCUUUAAAAACAUGCAGUUGCAGAAUCUGCAGACUCAUGUUUACAGCCCUCAACAGCUCGGAAUGGAAUUUGGGUCUUCUUCUUCUAGACUUCGCACAAUUUCCAUGAUGAGCCAUGCGAAGCAUGCGCAAAGGCUGGCACCUAACAGACCACCGGAAAAAAGGCAACGAGUCCCUUCUGCAUACAAUCGAUUCAUUAAGGAAGAGAUCCAAAGGAUAAAAGCCUGCAACCCUCACAUCAGCCAUAAGGAAGCCUUCAGCACAGCUGCAAAAAAUUGGGCUCACUUUCCUCACAUUCAAUUCGGAUUAGCUUCGGAAGGCAACAAACAAGCUAAACUUGAUGAACCUUUUUACGUGGAGGCGCUGCCAUGACUCAAUCUUUUCAAUAAGUACUGCAAGCACAUAGGUGCAACUUAAUAUUUCCUUUUUCAAUGUUUUAAUUAGAUCAUUGCGGAUCACUCGGGGAUCCCCAAGACGCCAUUACUUGCCAGUUUCUUAUUGAUCUUAUAUAUUGCUUCCAUCUUGCACCGUGAUGACGAUUUGUUCCAUAAAUGUGAUUAAUAUUUUUCCUUGUAUGAAGUUGUCAUUUUUAUCAUGUACUUGGAUAAUAGUUCAAAAAUAAAUGGAUUACCCGCUUUGUUAAGCAGUAACGAAA